Parathielavia appendiculata is the source of this 525-nucleotide messenger RNA. RefSeq lists its product as uncharacterized. The transcript has a single exon. NCBI's taxonomy places the organism in Eukaryota, Fungi, Ascomycota, Sordariomycetes, Sordariales, Chaetomiaceae. The coding region runs from base 106 to 441 and encodes 111 amino acids. The record is from RefSeq and is a predicted model, not a curated record.
UGACAUUUCCGUGAGAUAUUUGAGCAUCAUCGUGUGUUGGGAAGUUUGCGGUUCCACAACCAAACCGUGGUCCCAGUUUGAUAUGCAAACGCUGGUUAUACGAGAAUGUCGACUAGGUCGAGUAGCUUACAAUCCGAGCCUGGUGGAGUCUCGGUGCAAUGCGUGAGCAACGGUCCCUUUCAAAGUUUGAGACCGCAGACUGCAAGCGGAAUCCUACCCGGCCUCAACCACCACCGGUCCCAAUUGCGGUCAUACCAUGCGGAGGCGGGAAGGAGGGGGAGGCAAUAUGGGGGAGGAAGCGGGAAGACGAGGGAAAAAGAACAUACAACACCGAGGAUUCGCUGGUCGUCACCGACCCAACUACUGAUUCGGCCCUUACUAGCUUAUCGAUGGGAGAGCGGACGGGAUCCCGAGUUUUCUAGUAGGUAUGGUCGUAUGUGAUGGGAGGAAUUGAAAGUAGUGAUUAUACGGCGUGGACGGUGGACCGUCGGACGAGGUUCCGUUCAUUUUUCAGGGUGGUUAGAG